AUGGCGAGGCUGCGGAAGAGCAAACUAGCCGCUGGAUUUCUAUUACUUUUCCAGUGCCUGAGCGAGCGCUGCCAGCUCGCCGGCGGAACGACGGCGCCGAGGCAGAGCCACGGUGUGUUUUAUGAAGUUGUUCAGAGCUUCCCUGGGGUGGAGGACAAUGUGGAAGUGGCUACACAUGUGAGCAGCCACAGGUGGAGAAGGCACUCAGAGGCUCUCAAAUCAGUCAACACCAACAGAGCCAGCUUGGGGCAGGAUGCUGCCGAGCCAGGGGGGUUCUCGGAUGUGCUGCUGGAAGAGGGGCAUGACAACACCACCCAGAUUGAGGAGGAUACAGAUCAUAAUUACUACACCUCAAGGACAUAUGGCCCCUAUGAUUCGACCAGCCGGGAUCUGUGGGUCAAUAUAGACCAGAUGGAGAAAGACAAAGUCAAGAUCCAUGGGAUCCUAUCCAACACCCAUCGACAAGCAGCAAGAGUCAACCUGUCCUUCGAUUUUCCAUUUUAUGGCCAUUUUCUACGUGAAAUUACUGUGGCAACUGGGGGUUUCAUAUAUACUGGAGAAGUUGUGCAUCGAAUGCUAACAGCUACCCAAUAUAUUGCACCUUUAAUGGCAAAUUUUGACCCCAGUGUGUCAAGAAAUUCAACAGUCAGAUACUUUGAUAAUGGCACAGCACUAGUUGUCCAGUGGGACCACGUACACCUGCAGGAUAAUUACAACCUGGGCAGUUUCACUUUUCAGGCCACGCUUCUCAACGAUGGGCGAAUCAUUUUUGGCUACAAAGAAAUUCCUGUUGCUGUGACCCAGAUAAGUUCAACCAACCACCCUGUCAAAGUGGGACUCUCAGAUGCGUUUGUGGUCGUGCACAGGAUCCAGCAGAUUCCCAAUGUUCGUCGAAGAACAAUUUACGAGUACCACCGUGUGGAGCUGCAGAUGUCCAAGAUCACCAAUCUCUCAGCUGUUGAGAUGAUUCCUCUUCCAACUUGUCUCCAGUUUACCUCCUGUGGUCCCUGUGUCACUGCCCAGAUUGGUUUCAACUGCAGCUGGUGCAGUAAACUCCAAAGAUGCUCCAGUGGAUUUGACCGACACCGGCAAGACUGGGUAGACAGUGGCUGCCCUGAAGAGUCAAAAUACAAGAUUUGUGAGAAUGCAGACACAACUGAAACACCUCCACACUCCACCACCACCUUUCUGCCAACCACCACAAAGUUCAGAGUAUUAACCACCACCAGAGGAUCCAGCACUUCCCACCUGCCAACCAGCCUGCCCACAGAAGAUGACACCAAGAUAGCUCUGCACCUGAAAGAUAAUGGAGCUUCCACAGACGACAGCGCGGCAGAGAAGAAAGGAGGAACACUUCAUGCUGGCCUGAUUGUUGGCAUCCUGGUGCUGGUCCUCAUCGUGGCUGCAGCCAUCCUCCUGACCAUCUACAUGUACCACCACCCCACAUCAGCAGCCAGCCUCUUCUUCAUAGAGCGACGUCCAAGUAGGUGGCCAGCAAUGAAAUUCAGAAGAGGAUCUGGACAUCCUGCCUAUGCUGAAGUGGAGCCAGUUGGAGAAAAAGAAGGCUUCAUUGUAUCAGAGCAGUGCUGAGAUCUCUAGGACAAAACACCAGUACUGGCCUACAGGUGUAAGACAUUCACUUUGCCUCUCUUGAAAG
Messenger RNA from Indicator indicator, 1657 nucleotides. RefSeq names its product plexin domain containing 2 (gene PLXDC2). The record is from RefSeq and is a predicted model, not a curated record. The transcript has 14 exons. Bases 1 to 1590 code for a protein of 529 amino acids. NCBI's taxonomy places the organism in Eukaryota, Metazoa, Chordata, Aves, Piciformes, Indicatoridae.